Molecule: messenger RNA, 5860 nt
Organism: Clupea harengus (Atlantic herring)
Lineage: Eukaryota; Metazoa; Chordata; Actinopteri; Clupeiformes; Clupeidae
Gene: znf236
Product: zinc finger protein 236
Biological process (GO): regulation of transcription by RNA polymerase II
Cellular component (GO): nucleus
Molecular function (GO): DNA-binding transcription factor activity, RNA polymerase II-specific; RNA polymerase II cis-regulatory region sequence-specific DNA binding
Source: RefSeq, a predicted model, not a curated record
AUUUCCCAUGUUGUUAACAUGAUUUUGCAUGGUCCAUCCUUAGGUAGGGCACCUACACAAUUUUCUGAAAAGGUUGCCAAGAAAAGUUUUCAUUCAGUUCUGAACGCUAGAUGUCUCCCUUUCCCGUAAAUGCAUCGACCACAUCGAGCCACCAUAUCGGCCUAGAGAAGUUCAUGGCCUUGUUGCUUUCCCCGUCUCGGUCUCCGCGAGGAGCUCUCCGUACAGCAGUCGCCAUUUUGAAAUCCAAAUCGUUCACAGUACACCCGCCCUGAAACCUGGAACUAUGCCGCGGGGCCGGCCUCGAAAAGUGAGGGAUAACUCAAACGACGGAACAGAGGGUCCACAGGAGUCUGAAAAUGGGAGUCAUGCAGAGUCCAAGGAGAACCGAUGCAAAAUUUGCUCUCAGGUCUUCAACACAGAAAACCAGUUACAGAGGCAUCACCGAGACCAUGAGGCCAAUGACAAGCCUCACCGUUGUGACCAGUGUCCCAUGUCCUUCAACGUGGAGUUUAACCUGACGCUGCACAAAUCCACCCACACCACCACAGAUCCCGUCUGCCCAACAUGCCACAAAAGGUUCUCCAGAGUGGCCAGUCUCAAGGCCCACAUCAUGCUCCACGAGAAAGAGGAGAACCUGAUCUGUGGUGAGUGUGGAGAUGAGUUUAACCUACAGAGUCAGCUGACUCUGCACAUGGAGGAGCACCGCAAAGAACUUUCCGGAUGCAAGGUCUACACCUGCAAGACCUGCCGCCAGGAAUUCAAGACCCCCGCUGAGCUUAAAGAACAUGUCAAGACGCAUGUGAAAGCCAGGCCAAUACUCACUAGUUCAAGGAAUUACAAGAAGAACAUUGAUCGGAGCGGAUUCACAAAUAGCUGUCAGCACUGUGGGAAGACGUUUAAGAAACCCAGUCAGCUGGUGCGACAUAUCAGAAUCCACACAGGUGAAAGACCCUACAAAUGCACACACUGCGGUAAGGCGUUCAACCAGAAGGUGGUGCUGCAGACCCACAUGGUGAGACACACGGGGGAGAAGCCCCACCUGUGCAUGCUGUGCCCGGCCUCCUUCUCCCAGAAGGGCAACCUGCAGUCGCACAUCCAGAGGGUGCACUCCGAGACAAAAGGAGUGGCCCUCUUCCCCUGCAUGGACUGCAGCUGCGUGUUCAAGAAGCUGGGCAGCCUAAACGCACACAUCAGCAAGAUGCACAUCUCAGUGGUGGAAGUGGAGGAGCCUGCCACCACUCAGGAGGCGGUGGAGUCCAGUCAGGCCGUGUCCGGGUCAGAGGGAGCCGAGGGGGUGACGGACGUGAUUCAGCAGCUUCUGGAACUCUCCGAGCAGGUCACGGGGGAGAGCACCCAAACCCAGCCCCCAGUGCAGGCAAUCGCCAUGGAGACGGCUAUCAACCAGGACAUCUUGCAGCAAGCCCUUGAGAACAGUGGCUUGAGUGCCAUCCCAGUGCAGAACAGUACCCAGAGCAGCAGUGGUGGUGUGCCAGUCUUGCCCAGGCCUGAUGGUGGCAUGCAGAAUCAAACGACGGGGGGCAACGUCUCUGCCAUCAGGAAGACAACUGGCUCUGAGAGGCUUGUGAAGAAGGAGAAGAAGAGCAUCUUCAAGAAGCCUGAUCAAAUGCCAGGCACCAUCCGCGAGCAGAACGGCGUGCGCUGGCACGGCUGCCCCUACUGCUCCAAGGAGUUCAAGAAGCCCAGCGACCUGGUGCGCCACAUCCGCAUCCACACGCACGAGAAGCCCUUCAAGUGCAAGCAGUGCUUCCGCGCCUUCGCGGUCAAGAGCACGCUCACGGCCCACAUGAAGACGCACACGGGCAUCAAGGCCUUCGAGUGCCAGUUCUGCAUGAAGUGCUUCUCCACCUCCGGCAGCAUGAAGGUGCACACACGCCUGCACACAGGUGUGCGCCCGUUUCCCUGCCCGCACUGUGAGAAGAUCUUCCGCACUUCGGGUCACCGCAAGACGCACAUCGCCUCGCACUUCAAGAGCAUGCAGCAGCAGAAGAAGCACAAGUUCCCGCGCAAGCCCCACAAGGCCCGGGCGUCCAAGAGCAGCAUGCCCCUACCAGACAUACCCCUCCAGGAGCCCAUACUCAUCACUGACAUGGGCCUCAUUCACAGCCAGAACUCCCGCAUGUCCUUACAACCCUACCUAGAGCUCGUGGAGAACGACCGCCCCUACAAGUGUGCCUUCUGCAACAAGGCCUACAAGAAGUCCAGCCAUCUUAAACAGCACGUCAGGUCCCACACGGGAGAGCGUCCCUACAAGUGUGUGCAGUGCAGCAAGGGCUUUGCCUCCUCCGGGGUCCUGAAGGCCCACAUCCGCACCCACUCCGGCCUCAAGGCCUACAAGUGCCUGAUCUGCGACACCACCUUCACCACCAGCGGCAGCCUGCGCCGGCACAUGACCACCCACAGCGACCUCCGACCCUACAUGUGCCCCUACUGCCAGAAGACCUUCAAGUCCUCGCCCAACUGCAGGAAGCACAUGAAAACACACAGGUACGAGCUGGCCCAGCAGCUCCAGCAGCAGGGCCCCUCAGAUGGGCCCUCGCUGGGGACCCCAUGGGGGACCCCACCUCAGCGGUGGCCCACGACAUGCAGGUGGAGAUCGAGGGCGGCACGCUCCAGCCUCCACCUUCUGGUGGGCUCGGAGCAGCAGGCCAUGCUGGAGCUGGGCCAGACGCAGGUGGUGGGGGGCGCCCAGCAGGUGGCGCUGCAGACGACGCUGAGCGAAGAAGGCCUGGUGCAGGACGAUGACCAGUUUGUGGCACCACAGCACACACUCCCCCAGAGCAUGGGCCAUCAGUACGACCCUUCAGCACUGCCCCAGCCUGUCUACGACCAGCCUGCACUCUCUCAAGGUUUCACCAUAGCAGAGGGCUUCAGUGCCCCUCAGUACUCCACAGUGCAGCAGCUACAGGACUCCAGUACGCUAGAGUCACAGGCCCUCUCCUCCAGCUACCACCCACAGAACCUGCUGCAUGUGUCCAAUGCUGAGGUGGCCGAUGGUCUGCUUCAUGAGGCGUCCCAAGGGGAACUGCAGCUCUCUGCCAGACAAGACUAUCAGGAUGAGGGCGAAGAGAUCAAGAGGGCUUACAGGUGCAAUAUCUGCAAUAAAGGCUUCAAGAAGUCCAGCCACCUGAAGCAGCACGUGCGCUCGCACACGGGCGAGAAGCCCUACCGGUGCAACCUGUGUGGGCGCAGCUUCGUCUCCGCCGGGGUGCUCAAGUCCCACCUCAACACACACACGGGAGUAAAAGCCUUCAAGUGUAACGUGUGCGACGCCUCCUUCACCACCAAUGGCAGCCUGAUCCGCCACACCAUCAUCCACCUCAACAUGAAGCCCUUCAAGUGCCACAUGUGUGAAGAGACCUUCCGUACCAGCCUGCUUUGUAGGAAGCAUCUGAAGAAAGAUCACGCCAUGGGAUCCAGAGUGCUGGGGGAGGAAGAGUGUGAGGAUGAGGACGGGUAUGAGCGCUCGGGCACCAAACGGAACCGCGCCGGCAUCAUCACCUUCACCGAGGAGCAGGCGGCUGAGCUGGCCAAGCGGGAGCCGGACGACGCCGCCACCCUGUCGGAGAAAGUCCUCGCCCAGUCCGCCGCCGAGCGCGACCGCAUCAGCGAGAUCAAGGACAAGGCCGUGGAGCUCGAGACCGAGCCCAAGUUCGCCAACCGCUGCGACUUCUGCCCCAAGAGCUUCAAGAAGCCCAGUGACCUCGUCAGGCACAUUCGGAUCCAUACUGGAGAGAAGCCCUACAAGUGCGAAGACUGUGGGAAGUGCUUCACAGUGAAGUCCACGUUGGACUGCCACGUGAAAACACACACAGGUCAGAAGCUGUUCGGCUGCCACAUGUGCAACACGUCCUUCUCCACUAAAGGCAGCCUGAAAGUGCACAUGCGCCUGCACACCGGCUCCAAGCCCUUCAAGUGCCCCUUCUGUGACCUCCGCUUCCGCACAUCCGGCCACCGCAAGACCCACAUCCAGAGCCACCUGCGGCCCAGCUCCGAGGGCAGGAGGGGCAAGCGGAGCUCGGACCGCCACGCUGGGAGGCACCACGCCACGGAGAGCGACGCCAACCACGCGUCGCAGCAGGCUGCAGGAGGAGGGGCGCAGGCAGACAGCCUUCCACCCGUGGGCCUGCUGCAGACCUCCAGCGCAGACCAAAGCAUCUACAUCCCCAGCUCCUCGGUCCUCACCGGCCAGUACGACCAGAAUCUGCAGCAGUCAGGCCUGGUUGGCCAGGCCUUCUUACCCGCUACCAUGUCAGCAGGGGGUGACCUGACUGUGUCUCUGGGCGAGGGUCUUGCCACUCUGGAGGGCAUCCACCUGCAGUUGACCCCCGCCAACCUGGUGUGCCCCAACGUGCAGAUCUCCGGUAUCUCCGGUAUCUCCAGUAUCGACGGCAGCAACAUCAACAACAUUACGCUUCAGAUUGACCCCAGCAUCCUUCAGCAGACCCUCCAGCAGGGGGGGCUAUUGUCCCAUGCCGUCACCGGCGACCAUGGCCUCCCCCAUCACGCAGGUCCCCAUCUCAUGGCCACCGGCGACCCCUCGGUGUCCGGCAACGUGGUCCUGCACCCCCUCACCAGCCUGGCACUGCAGUCUCCCCUCCCCGGCAACGUCACCAUCACCGGCAUGUCUGAGCAGGACGCCUCAGGCUCUCAGGAGUUGACCCACGUGAUGGGCGCCGCGGGGCUGGUGACUGGAGCGGGCGGCGGGCAGGAGAUCACGCUGACCAUCAAUAACUCCAGCCUGACGCAGGUGCUCGCCCAGGCCCAAGCCCAGGCCCAGGCCUCCGCUGCAGGAGCUGCUCCCACUGCCAACAACACACAGGAGAUCACUCUCACCAUAUCAGGCCAAGACCUGCUCCAGCAGCAUGGCGGCCACUCUGCUGCAGACAUGAACAGCGGGAUGAGACUGGCAUCACCCAUGGGUGCCCAGGCCGGCGGUGCCACCCUCACCAUCACUAACGAGCAGCUCCUGCCUCACAGCCCAUCUAACACCACCAUGUCCGUCACCAGCCUGCCUCCUUGCACCUCCCUAUCACACACCGGCGUGACCCAGAGCCUGGUGAUGUCAUCAGCGGGGAUGGCCAGCGACGGGAGCGUGACUCUCACACUGGCAGACCCUCAGAUGCUGGACGCGGUCACGCUCAACCUCAACGCACAGCAAAGCCAGCAGUUCACCAGUGUCAUGAGUGACCAGGGUCUCCAAGGGCAACCAGUCACCUCCGCUCAGCAGGUCAUACUCGUCAGCCACCCCACCCAGACCACCGUGGCCACACUGGAGGACAACCUCAGGCCGGUGCACAAGGAGGAGCAGGCGGAGAAGCGGGGGCUGAACCAGUGCUACUUCUGCGACCAGGAGUUCCUCACGGCCAACAUGCUGCGGAGGCACUGCAGGCAGAGCCACGGCAAGGAGCGCUGCCACGUCUGCCUGAUCUGCAACAAGGCCUUCAAGCGCGCCACGCACCUAAAGGAACAUGAACAUGUGCACCAGAAUGGCCCUUCUCUGAGUUCUCAGAGGCCUCGUGUGUUCAAGUGCCCCUCCUGUGAUAAAGCCUUUGCCAAGCCCAGCCAGCUGGAGAGGCACAACCGUACUCACACAGGAGAGCGUCCCUUCAAGUGCAUGCAGUGUGACCGGGCGUUCAACCAGAAGAGCGCUCUGCAGGUGCACCGCGUCAAGCACACGGGGGAGAAGCCUUACAAGUGUGAGGUGUGCAGCAUCGGCUUCACCCAGAAGAGCAACAUGAAGCUGCACAUGAAGAGGUCCCACGGAUACGGUCGUUCCCAGCAGCAGGGCCAGCAGCAGGGAGCCCCACAGCAGCUUUUGGUUUUAGACAUUCACAAGUGA